This is a messenger RNA of Grammomys surdaster, 2262 nucleotides long. It is a transcript of the gene Lonrf2, whose product is annotated as LON peptidase N-terminal domain and ring finger 2. The record is from RefSeq and is a predicted model, not a curated record. The coding region runs from base 1 to 2262 and encodes 753 amino acids. NCBI's taxonomy places the organism in Eukaryota, Metazoa, Chordata, Mammalia, Rodentia, Muridae. The transcript is spliced from 12 exons. Gene Ontology annotation, molecular function: protein binding.
AUGAGCCCCGAGCCGGCGCCUCCGGAGCCGCAGGGCGUGCGCCGCAGCCUCGAGGAGCCCUCGGCGGAGCCCCAGGGACAGGGCUCCGCGGCCUUCCUCGCGGGCGACUAUGAGGUGGCGGCCGAGCUCUUCCGCUCGCUGCUGGCUGGCCUGGCCCAGCCGGAGCGCGGCCUAUGCUUGCAGCUGGGAGAAGCGCUGGCCCGCGCAGGCCGCCUGCCCGAGGCCAUCGGCGCGUUCCGUGGCGCUGCGCUGCUCGGCCCGCUGCAGCCCGGAGAGCUAUCCGAGCUGGCGAGCGGCCUGGCGCGCGCCCUGGGCCUGCGCGAAAAAAGGCCGCCUGCGGUGGUGAGGCCCAGCGGCUGCGCAUCCGGGGCCCCGGGGCCCGUGGCGCCGCGCGACCUGCUGGGCUGUCCCCGCUGCGGGCGGCUGCUCUACAAGCCGGUGACGCUGUCCAGCGGCCUCACAGUGUGCAAGCGUUGCGUGGAGCAGGUGCCGGCGCGGGCGCAGGCCCGGCGCGUGAACGUGGUGCUGAGCGGGCUGCUGGAGAGGUGCUUCCCCGCCGAGUGUCGCCUGCGUAGGCUGGCGUGCCAGGCGCGGGGGCUGCAGCGCCAGCAGCAGCCCGAGGCCGCGCUGCUCAGGUGCCAGCAGGCCCUGGACAUGGCCCCAGAUGACAGCUCAUUAUUGCUGCUGAGAGCUGAGUUAUAUUUAACCAUGAAGAACUAUGAGCAAGCCCUGCAGGAUGCUGAUACAGUUUGUCAGAGGGAACCUCUCCUGACCAAGGGGCACCAUAUAAAAGCCCAGAUUCUUUCUGGAUUGGGAAGAAGUAAAGAAGUGUUAAAGGAAUUUAUCUACUGCCUUGCUUUAAAUCCUGAGUGCAACUCGGCGAGGAAAGAAACACAGAAGGUAAUAUGUGAGGUGUUCUUCUCAGCUUCAGAAAAUGAGGAUCAAACCUCAACAUCUUCCACCGAAACCGGACCAAAGGCCCUUUGUGAUGGCCAGAUGAAUUCCCAGUAUCCUCUGGAAGAAGCAGGCGGUCAAGCUAAUGCAGACAGUCCUAAGACACCAUCUGAGAAGUUGGAUAUACCCGCAGAUGCCAAUUCUUCGGUUUUAUAUUUUAUUCUGGGCCUCCACUGUGAAGAGGAUAAAAAGGCACUGGAAGGCAUCAUCCCAGUGGCACCAAGCAGCACCUUGAAGAGGCAGCUUCCCAGUGAUGCAGAAGACGACGAGCUUGGUGUGAAUACCCCUGAGAAGAUUCCCAAGAAAGAUGCAGAUUCCUCACCUCAGAGGAAUUCGAACUCUCUAGAAGAAGAGCCAGAGUUCACAAUUGAUGCAACUGACUUUGAGUGUGCGCUGUGCAUGAGGCUGCUCUUUGAACCUGUCACUACACCCUGCGGACAUACAUUUUGUCUCAAAUGCCUUGAGCGCUGCCUGGACCAUGCCCCUCACUGCCCACUGUGCAAAGACAAGCUUUCAGAGUUGUUGGCAACCAGAAAUUUUAAUGUAACUGUUCUGACUGAAGAACUGAUAUUCCGAUACUUAUCUGAUGAGUUAUCUGACAGAAAGAGGGUCUAUGAUGAAGAGAUGUCAGAACUGUCCAAUCUGACCAGAGACGUGCCCAUCUUUGUGUGUGCUAUGGCCUUCCCUACGGUUCCCUGCCCUCUCCAUGUGUUCGAGCCCCGCUACCGGCUCAUGAUAAGGAGAUGCAUGGAGACUGGCACCAAGCGAUUUGGCAUGUGUUUAUCUGCCGAGAAUGCAGGGAUUUCAGAGUAUGGCUGCAUGUUGGAGAUAAAGGAUGUCAGGACUUUCCCUGACGGAAGCUCUGUCGUGGAUGCAGUUGGGAUUAGCCGCUUCAGAGUCCUAAGCCACCGCCACCGAGACGGUUACAACACAGCGGACAUUGAGUACCUGGAGGACGAGAAGGUGGAAGGUGCAGAGUUUGAAGAACUUACCGCCCUCCACGAGUCUGUUUACCAGCAGUCUGUUUCCUGGUUUGCCUCACUCCAGGAUCACAUGAAGAAACAAAUUCUAAGCCAUUUUGGGUCAAUGCCAGAAAGGGAACCAGAGCCACAGAGCAAUUCUAGUGGCCCUGCCUGGUCUUGGUGGAUUCUGGCCGUGUUGCCCUUGGAACGAAAAGCUCAGCUGGCCAUUCUUGGCAUGGCCUCUUUGAAAGAGCGUCUUCUUGCCAUUCGACGUAUAUUAGUCAUCAUCACACGUAAGCUGAAUAGUCGCCAAGAGAUGGCUAACAACACACAGAGAGAUAAUUGA